Messenger RNA from Besnoitia besnoiti, 240 nucleotides. RefSeq lists its product as uncharacterized. The transcript has a single exon. The coding region runs from base 1 to 240 and encodes 79 amino acids. The record is from RefSeq and is a predicted model, not a curated record. Lineage: Eukaryota; Apicomplexa; Conoidasida; Eucoccidiorida; Sarcocystidae.
AUGUCACAAACCCGACCAGACAACGGGCAAGCUGGCGACCGGCGCUCCUGGGGUGCCCUCAAGGAGAAAAGAGAGACGCACGAGCAGGGAAGCAGGACGGACGUUGAACGGAUGCUCUCAGCGAAAAAAGAAACGGACAAAAAGGGGCCGAGAAGGAAGAAGAACUGGACGCAAAAGUUAAGGAGGACGAACCGAGAAGCUGUGGACAGCGGCCGGCAGAUCAACGAGACACGGCCCUAG